Messenger RNA from Entamoeba histolytica HM-1:IMSS, 558 nucleotides. Its product is annotated as transketolase, chloroplast, putative. The transcript has a single exon. Gene Ontology annotation, cellular component: cytosol. Lineage: Eukaryota; Evosea; Mastigamoebida; Endamoebidae. Gene Ontology annotation, molecular function: transketolase activity. Bases 1 to 558 code for a protein of 185 amino acids. The record is from RefSeq and is a predicted model, not a curated record. Gene Ontology annotation, biological process: pentose-phosphate shunt.
AUGCCUAAUUGUGUUGUUAUUCGACCAUCAGAUGCAAAUGAAACACGUGUAGCAUGGAAGAUAGCUAUUGAAAGAACUAAUGGACCAACUCUUUUGAUUAUGGCAAGACAAAAUAGUAAGAUUAUUGAUAGAACUGUUUUUGCAUCAUCAGAAAAUGUAAGAAAAGGAGGAUAUGUUUUAAGAGAUUAUGGAACACCAGAAAUCAUUCUUAUGGCUACAGGAACAGAAGUAGAUAUUGCUAUUAAUGCAGCAGAGAAACUUCAUAAGGAAGGACUUGGAGUUAGAGUUGUUUCACUUCCAUCAUGGGAAUUAUUCAGUCAACAAAGUGAUGAAUAUAGAGAGUCAGUUCUUCCAAGAAAGAUUCAUGCUCGAGUAUCAGUCGAAGCAUCAUCAACUAUGGGAUGGGAGAAGUUUAUUGGAGAUUGUGGUGUUGCUGUUGGAAUGCAUUCAUUUGGAGCAUCAGCACCAAUCAAUAAGUUGUAUGAGAAGUUUGGUAUUACCUCAGACAAAGUUGUUGAAGCUGCACACAAAUCAAUCGAAAAUGUUAAGAAUUGGUAA